Molecule: messenger RNA, 1018 nt
Organism: Haliotis rufescens (red abalone)
Lineage: Eukaryota; Metazoa; Mollusca; Gastropoda; Lepetellida; Haliotidae
Exons: 3
Coding region: 29-481 (150 amino acids)
Source: RefSeq, a predicted model, not a curated record
UGACAAUUGUUCCAAAUGCACCUGGGCGAUGUGGGAACCAUGGGGACUUUGUAAUGGUUCCGAGAACGGAGAAGUAACGAGAAAACGAUCCCUCUGUUGUCGUGUGGGGCAGAAGGAAGACGAGUGUUACGCCCAGUGUAAUCGAGAGAGACACGAAACUGUAGACGUGAAACAAUGUGACCUAUUUGUAGUGAAAGAUUCAACACAAAUUCACUUCAUGUACACAAUCAUCGCCUCUGUCGCCUCCAUCGUGCUGACGUCGCUUGUCUGGACCGUCUGUCAUUGCAUAAAGUAUGGGCAGCGAAGAACACCCCCAAAUCAGGAACUGUCUGGCGUGGCCAACCAUGCUACUGAAAUGGACAACUAUACCAGAUUGUCUGCUGUGCGAAGAGACGUGGUUCACAACGACUACCAGAAGACAUCUGAGGAAGAUGAUGGAUGUGGGUCCGUGUAUGAAACACCAGAAACCCUUCAUAUGUAAUGCCGACCAGUGAUACUGUAUCGUGUUGAAUCAUAAUAGUGCGUAAGUUGGGUUUUACGCCAUGUUAGCGUUCUUGCAGACAUAUUACGGCGUUGGGAAGCAAGAAUGAGUUUCACAUAUACUAGUAGUACCCUCGUACGAAGUCUUCACAGUAAGGGCCCCCUUACAUUGUGUCAAUAUGUUUGCAAAUUUCUUAUCAAGAUGAUAUUACCAAAAUAUAACAGUUUUAGUGGUUACAUAUGAUUAUUAAUAUUGGAACUUUCCAAACAUAGAACAUUGUCGAAACCAACUUCUGGUGUCCUCCGCCGUGAUAUUGAUGGAAUAUUGCUAAAUGCGGCGUAAAACCAUACUCACUCACUCAAAAACAACUAUUAUUAACAGAUAGAGGUUAUCACUCGAGAGUGUUUUGCGAGUGUUUUGCGAUAGUCAAUGUGCUGUAUUGGGAAUAAACGUUGUAAUUUGGGAACUAAACAGACAGUCACCAAAGGGAAGCUACUCUAGUCUGGCUCGCGUUUUAACGUUUUGUAACAGGAUUAU